GGUUCAUUUUUUUGUCGUGAGCGUGAGUGCAAGUGCUUUAAUAAAACAAACGAUUUCAAGAAAUUGCCGCAUUUAAUUUGGGCCUGGCAAACGCGCGAACAUUUGCGCAGGGCGUUCUGUGUGCAAACAACGCUCCCCCGGCCGCCGUCUAACCCCCCCCCGUCCCCCUGACGCUUGCAAUUUUUGUGUUUCGUCGCCGUCGUUCCCGGCUGCCAUGUCCGACUACAGCGACCUGGAUCGCCAGAUCGAGCAGCUGAAACGCUGCGAGAUAAUCAAGGAGAACGAGGUGAAGGGCCUGUGCGCCAAGGCGCGCGAAAUUCUCGUCGAGGAGGGCAACGUGCAGCGCGUCGAUUCGCCGGUUACCGUUUGCGGUGAUAUCCAUGGCCAGUUCUAUGAUCUGAAGGAGCUGUUCAAGGUGGGCGGCGAUGUGCCCGAAAAGAACUAUCUGUUUAUGGGCGAUUUUGUGGAUCGCGGCUAUUACAGUGUCGAGACAUUCCUGCUGCUGCUGGCGCUCAAGGUGCGCUAUCCGGAUCGCAUAACGCUGAUACGGGGCAAUCAUGAAUCUCGCCAGAUAACACAGGUGUACGGCUUCUAUGAUGAGUGCCUGCGCAAGUAUGGCUCCACGGCCGUCUGGCGCUAUUGUACCGAAAUCUUUGACUACCUCAGCCUCUCGGCCAUUAUCGAUGGCAAGAUAUUUUGCGUACACGGCGGCCUGUCGCCCUCGAUACAGUAUUUGGAUCAGAUCAGGAGCAUCGAUCGCAAACAGGAGGUGCCGCACGACGGUCCCAUGUGCGAUCUGCUCUGGAGCGAUCCCGAGGAUCAGACCGGCUGGGGUGUAUCGCCGCGCGGCGCCGGCUAUCUAUUUGGCUCCGAUGUUGUCUCACAGUUCAAUCGUACCAAUGACAUCGACAUGAUCUGUCGCGCCCAUCAGCUGGUCAUGGAGGGCUUCAAAUGGCACUUUAACGAAACCGUGCUGACCGUCUGGUCGGCGCCCAACUAUUGCUAUCGCUGCGGCAAUGUGGCUGCCAUAUUGGAGCUGAACGAGUACCUGCAUCGCGACUUUGUUAUUUUCGAGGCGGCACCGCAGGAGAGUCGCGGCAUACCCUCAAAGAAGCCACAGGCCGACUAUUUUCUUUAAAAUGCGAAUGCGCAGACACUGUAACGGAUGAACCAAGACAAACGGCACGCUCCGCACGAACGGACACUUCGGAGCGCUGCAACAUUGAUAACUGCCUGCCUGCCUCAAGCAACAAGAAAUUAAUCAAUUAUAUACAACUUGGAAACCUUAACAUUUAAGGCCUCAGCGACACAAUUCACAAUUCACGAUCCAAGUCCCGAUUCCGGAAAAGAGUAUCAACAUCUCAUUUCUUUUCUGCUCUCAACCCGAAUCCAAACCAUUUUCCACUUACUUUCUAAGCAUAUAUGCACAUAUAUAGAUACAUAUAUAGAUAAUUAAGACGGUUUUUUUUUUUUUCAUUUUUC
Messenger RNA from Drosophila novamexicana, 1482 nucleotides. It is a transcript of the gene Pp4-19C, whose product is annotated as serine/threonine-protein phosphatase 4 catalytic subunit. Gene Ontology annotation, biological process: double-strand break repair via homologous recombination; peptidyl-serine dephosphorylation. The transcript has 3 exons. Bases 215 to 1138 code for a protein of 307 amino acids. NCBI's taxonomy places the organism in Eukaryota, Metazoa, Arthropoda, Insecta, Diptera, Drosophilidae. Gene Ontology annotation, cellular component: nucleus; cytoplasm. The record is from RefSeq and is a predicted model, not a curated record. Gene Ontology annotation, molecular function: protein serine/threonine phosphatase activity.